Molecule: messenger RNA, 3818 nt
Organism: Cervus elaphus (red deer)
Lineage: Eukaryota; Metazoa; Chordata; Mammalia; Artiodactyla; Cervidae
Gene: ELF1
Product: E74 like ETS transcription factor 1
Exons: 10
Coding region: 533-2374 (613 amino acids)
Biological process (GO): cell differentiation; regulation of transcription by RNA polymerase II
Cellular component (GO): nucleus
Molecular function (GO): DNA-binding transcription factor activity, RNA polymerase II-specific; sequence-specific DNA binding
Source: RefSeq, a predicted model, not a curated record
AGCUGGUUUCGGGGCCGAGAGUCGCCGGGCUUGGCCUCAGAACUUUUCCUCAGGCGGCGGAGCGACCCCGCCCCGUAGCUGGGACGCCCGCGCGCUCCUACUGGGCGCGCUCCCGGGCUCGAGAGCGCGUGGGGAGCUGGGGUGCAGGCGGCGGCGGCGACUGCUGGGGCGGCCCUGAGGCGGCGGCGGGCGGUGGAACUGGGGCGGCGGCGGCGGCGUUCGCUCUUGUCAGUUUUUACUCAGAGUCGGACGGAGUGAGUGACUAGCACACUUAGUUUUUACACAUGGGUUCAUUUUCAUAACUGUCAAGAAGUUCCAGAGAAGAAAAAUUUCAGAAAAAUUGCCUCAGUUUAAGUAAAAUCUCAGUGAAGCAAGAAAAUUUGAAGUACCUUCCUUAAAGAAAACCUGGGUAUACAGUAACUUCACAGGUCUAGCUUGGCUUAUUUACGAAAAUUGUUCACUGGUCUCUGCUGCCUGGUACUUGAACCUGUUUGGAAUUUUUCUCAUGUGGAUCUAAGGGGAAUGCUUUAUUAUGGCUGCUGUUGUCCAACAGAACGACCUAGUAUUUGAAUUUGCUAGUAACGUCAUGGAGGAUGAACAACAGCUUGGUGAUCCAGCUAUUUUCCCCGCCGUCAUCGUGGAGCACGUUCCUGGUGCUGAUAUUCUCAACAGCUACGCAGGUCUGGCCUGUGUGGAGGAACCCAACGACAUGAUCACCGAGAACUCCCUGGACGUCGCCGAGGAGGAGAUCAUUGACGAGGAUGAGGACGACAUCAGCCUUACAGUCGAAGCUUCCUGUCAUAAUGGGGAUGAAACAAUUGAAACCAUCGAGGCUGCUGAGGCACUCCUCAACAUGGAUUCUCCUGGCCCUAUGCUGGAUGAAAAGCGCAUGAAUAAUAAUAUAUUUAGUUCCUCUGAAGAUGACAUUGUUGUUGCCCCAGUCACCCAUGUAUCCGUCACACUAGAUGGGAUUCCUGAAGUGAUGGAAACUCAGCACGUUCAAGAAACAUAUGCACACUCACCAGGACCCUCAUCACCAGAGCAACCUAAGAGAAAGAAAGGGAGAAAAACUAAACAACCACGUCCAGAUUCCCCAGCCACUACACCAAACAUAUCUGUGAAGAAGAAAAACAAAGAUGGGAAGGGAAACACAAUUUAUCUUUGGGAGUUUUUACUGGCACUGCUCCAGGACAAAGCUACUUGUCCUAAAUACAUCAAAUGGACUCAGCGAGAAAAAGGCAUUUUUAAAUUGGUAGAUUCUAAAGCAGUAUCCAGGUUGUGGGGGAAGCACAAAAACAAACCUGACAUGAAUUAUGAGACCAUGGGAAGAGCUCUCAGGUACUAUUACCAAAGGGGUAUUCUGGCAAAAGUAGAAGGUCAGCGCUUGGUGUAUCAGUUUAAGGAUAUGCCGAAAGACCUUAUUUAUAUAGAUGACGAGGAUCCAAGUUGCAGCAUAGAUUCUUCAGAUCCGUCACUGCCGUCAACAACCACUUCGAGUAGGAACCCAGCAAGUCGGAGAGCAUCUUCAAGUCCAGGAAUGAAAGGAGGAACCACUACAGUUCUCAAACCAGGGAAUUCGAAAGCUGCAAAACCCAAAGAUGCCAUGGAAGCUGCGCAGCCAUCCGAGGCUCUGAGGACAGUACAGUCCACACAGACCCCGUACCCUACCCAGCUCUUCCGGACUAUUCACGUGGUGCAGCCGGUACAAGCUGUUCCGGAAGCGGAAGCAGCCAGCAGCAUGCCAGAGGAGACGUUAAAUCCUUCCGUUCCGAGUAUUAGGACCAUACAGACUCCAGCCCAAGUUCCAGUGGUGGUAUCUCCUGGGAAUCAGCAUUUGCACACGGUAACACUCCAGACAGUGCCGAUCACAACAGUGAUAGCCAGCGCAGAUCCGUCGUCAGCUGCUGGAUCUCAGAAAUUCAUCUUACAAGCCAUCCCAUCCUCACAGCCCAUGACAGUCCUCAAAGAAAACGUGGUGCUGCAGCCGCAGAAGCCGGGCUCCCCGCCCUCCCUCGUCUUGAGCCCCGCCCACGUGCAGCAGGUCCUCACCAGCAGCGUCCCGGCCGUCUGCAACGGAGCCGUCAGCGCGGCUUCGUCUCCGCCCUUCAGCGCCGCCGCGCCCAUGGCGACCUUUUCUCAGCACAGUUCACAGCUGGUUGCUCACCCACCUGGCACUGUAAUCACUUCAGUUAUCAAAGCUCAAGAGGCGAAGACUCACAUACAGGAAGAAGUGAAGAAGGAGGCUGGAGAGGCUGUGAAAGAAGGCGCGGAUCACCCCGAGCAGCAGCCACAGCCUUACGUGAUGGUGGUCUCCAAUGGGUUUCCUUCGCAGGUAGCUAUAAAAAACGAACUGCUGGAACCCAGCUCCUUCUGAGGAAUAUGCCAAAGGAAUUACAGAUGGUUGUUGUUUAACUGAACAUUUUUGAUUGUCUGCAAACUAUUGAUUCUAAGAUAAAUCCUCCACACCGUUCCUCAUUUUGUAGUUACUUGUUAAAAGUUAGUAACAGUUAAUUUUGACUUUGUUAGAUAAGGGGGGAAAACCCAAAUGCUUCUGUUUGUUCUCCAAAAGUUUCCGAAUUCAGUUGUGAAGGAACAGGCGUUUUAUACUAUGAAGACAUUCUUUUGAGAUUUUUUUCAGUGGUUAUAUCAUAAGCAUUUUACAAGCAUCAUUUUAAAUUUUAUAUUACAUUAGUUUUUCUGAUUCUUUUGUAAACACAAUACUUAAAUGUAAGACAUCAGGAAAUUUAUAUAGGAGCUGUUUUCAUUCCACUGUAUCAAAGGUUAAGUCUUGACUCUUUGAAAUCCAAGACACCUAUUUUAUGCUUUGUUAAAAUUAUGAUUUCACUUAGAUUGACUUUAGUUUGUUGCACUGUAUGUUGAGCUAUGCCUAUGUAAAAUAUAACUUUAAAAAUUGAAAUGUGCCCAUGAUAGGGCUAAACCUGUUUCAGAAGCAGGAUAAUAGAAAAGCAUCAGCCUAGGAGUGGUUCUCCUGCUGACUAGCUCUGUAACCUUGGGCAAGCCACUUGAUCUUCUGGGCCUCCUAAGAGGAAUGGUGUAUUGGAUUAGACUCCAACUCCUGUCUAAUUCCCUAUCUAGUUCUCCAAUUUCCCAUCUAGUUCUAAAUUUUAUGAUUCUAACUCCUAUCUUUUAUCAAUUUAUCAAAGUUAGUAUCAAUUAAAACAUUAUCAGCUUAUCUCCUAAUGUAAAUAUAACUAAAAUAUUACAGAAAAUUAAUGGCCCUACAAAAUUCAUUUUUCUGUUAUCUGUAAGACCUGCUAUGAACCUGAAUUCUUCCUAAAUAGUUUGUUCAUUAACUCUUUAGGCCCCUGUGCACUGUGAUCCACUAGUAAACUUACGUUGCUGAGUGCUAAAUGAUAUAAUGCUAUUCUGAAAGAGUCAGGGCUCUUUAAGGGCCCAGAAAGCAACCAAGCCUUGGCUAAUCUGACUGAGUAGUCAGUUGCUAUAAAACUGUAGCUGCUUUAUAUUUUGGAUCUUUUUUUUAUUGGGAGUGGGGGAGGGGGAAUUACAUACAAAGAUAAUAUGCAUUAUAUAUCCAUGUUUCUAGAUUACUUUUUAGAUUACUUUUUCAUCUGUAAAUAAUGUACAUUUAACUUCACAAGAAAAAUUGUUUCUUGCAAUUUUUUAGUGUAGCAAAAAGUAAUUUUUGUAGAUGAAAAAAUCAUGUUUAGAGGUCUAAUGUUAUAUGUUUUCAUAUUACAGAGUGAAUUUGUAUUUAAACAAAAAUUUAAAUUUUGGAAUCCUCUAAACAUUUUUGUAUCUUUAAUUGGUUUAUUAUUAAAUAAAUCAUGUAAAAAUUC